CUUAAGACGAUGGUAAGUCUGUUAAACUUAUAUAAUCGGACGUUCGCUCUCUCAUUCGCUAUUCCCCUUUUCUCUCUACUCUCUGUCAAGCUCUAAACCCCCUUUUCCAGUUCCAAAUCUCUGCAACCUCGGACGCCACCACCGCCGGUCAUCUCCUCCGCUAAGUCUUGCUUGCUCAGCUUCGGACGAAAAAGGUUUGAUUUCCUUUUUGUCUGGCUGAUUGAACCUGAACGCACAAGAACACGUUUUCUUUUUCUUUGUUCCGGAAAACUUUUAACUCGCAUUGGAUCAAACCCGGAAGUUUUUCUACGAUAAGGGGUUUACGUAUUGUAAUAUUUGCAUAUUGCCAUGAAACGAGGUUACUCAGAAUCACCAUCGAGCUCUGUUGGGCCACCGCAGUCCAGAUUCAAGUAUAACCCAGAAGGUGAUGCAAAAUUUUUGGAGGAUGAAACAACAAAGAACUUUGCCAGAAAAGUGGCUGACCACUACAGCAGGAGGACCAACCAAACUUUAGAAGAACGAGAAGCAAGUCCAAUCAUUCACUUAAAGAAACUUAAUAAUUGGAUUAAAAGUGUCUUAAUUCAGCUAUAUGCUCGUCGAGGAGAUGCUGUUCUUGAUCUUGCAUGCGGAAAGGGAGGUGAUCUCAUAAAAUGGGAUAAGGCAAAAAUUGGAUACUAUGUUGGGAUUGAUAUAGCUGAAGGCUCGAUAGAAGAUUGUCAUACACGUUAUAAUGGGGAUGCUAACCAUCACCAACGUCGUAAUAAAUUCAGUUUUCCUGCGCGCCUCAUAUGCGGUGAUUGUUUUGAGGUUGAAUUGGACAAAAUUCUAGCUGAUGAUGCACCUUUUGAUAUCUGCAGUUGCCAGUUUGCCAUGCAUUACUCCUGGAGCACUGAAGCACGUGCAAGGCGGGCUUUGGCAAAUGUAUCAGCCUUACUUCGUCCUGGAGGCACAUUUAUUGGAACAAUGCCAGAUGCCAAUGUGAUAAUCAAAAAGCUUAGAGAGGCUGAAGGAUUGGAAUUUGGUAAUAGUGUCUACUGGAUACGAUUUGAUGAAGAAUUUUCUGAAAAGAAAUUUAAAUCAUCUAGCCCCUUUGGUAUCAAGUACCAGUUUCACCUGGAGGAUGCUGUGGAUUGCCCUGAAUGGAUUGUCCCCUUUCAUGUCUUCAAGUCAUUGGCAGAAGAGUAUGAUUUGGAGCUAAUUUUUGUGAAGAACUCACAUGAAUUUGUGCAUGACUACAUGAAAAAACCGGAAUAUGUGGAGCUCAUGCGAAGGCUUGGUGCCUUGGGUGAUGGUAACCAAGACAGGAGCACACUAUCCCCAGAUGAAUGGGAGGCAGCUUAUUUAUAUCUUUCAUUUGUCUUAAAGAAGCGAGGCCAACCAGAUCAAACACAAAGAAGGGGGAAGAGAGAAAACGGGAAGAUGCACAUAUCAAGGGAGGAUAUCUUGUACAUAAAUAGUUGAGUUUCAUGAAAUUCAAAUAAGUACUAAGAUUCAUUCUCAAACAGGAUUAGCCAGUGGUUAGAACAUGGAACCCUCCUUUGACCAAAUUGAUUGUGCCUUUUGACAACCUUCUCUUAAACUGUGACUGUUCAUUUUUUGUAGA
This is a messenger RNA of Carica papaya (papaya), 1603 nucleotides long. RefSeq names its product mRNA capping enzyme family protein. NCBI's taxonomy places the organism in Eukaryota, Viridiplantae, Streptophyta, Magnoliopsida, Brassicales, Caricaceae. The record is from RefSeq and is a predicted model, not a curated record. Gene Ontology annotation, cellular component: nucleus. Gene Ontology annotation, molecular function: mRNA 5'-cap (guanine-N7-)-methyltransferase activity. Gene Ontology annotation, biological process: 7-methylguanosine mRNA capping.